Messenger RNA from Apis mellifera (honey bee), 1251 nucleotides. RefSeq lists its product as uncharacterized. The transcript has 4 exons. Bases 94 to 1095 code for a protein of 333 amino acids. The record is from RefSeq and is a predicted model, not a curated record. Lineage: Eukaryota; Metazoa; Arthropoda; Insecta; Hymenoptera; Apidae.
GGAUAUAUAGCGCGAUUCAAAUUCUGCGUGAAAAUGCAUAAAAUAUUAUAAAAUUUUCUAUCGACGAUGCGUUCCACGGAUUGAAAUCGAAAAAUGACAACCUUGUCUCCAAAUCAUACCCGUGGCAAAUUAACCGACGAGUGGAAUCGAAGACCGAUGGACGAUCGUCGAGAAAAAUCGUCUCACACGGCAACUCUGACAGAGAAUAACUGGAGUAAAGAAAUGUAUCCCAAUUCGGUACGUUAUGCUAAGACUACGAAUAAUUACGAGCAAGAGUAUACCAACGAGCGCGAUAUCCAAUUUCCUGAAGAGAGAUCUUCCGUCGAGACUGUUACCGAGUUGGAGGAAACUGCCGUUAAUAAGAAUAACGUACAGUUUCAUCGUUAUCCAGAAGAAAUGACCUACGCGGCGAAACCUUCCGUGGCGAAACAUAAUAGCGCUAUUCACGAGAAAUAUCAACGAUUCAACGAUUACUCGGAGUAUCGGAUGCCAGAAGCGUUGAGCGCGAUGCAAAAAUUGCAAAAAUUGAAGGAGUUGCAGAUGAAACGGGACAUAAGCGAGAGAUACUACACCCAAGAGAUCAAACGAUUGAUAGGGGAAUAUUAUUUCGGCCCGAAAAUUACAUCCCCGUCCGUCAGAUCGGCCGGAAGAUUGCAGAGUUCCAGCUUCCAUCCGUCUUCGGCAGAUCGAUUGAAACACAAUCUGGAACCGUGCGGCACAAUGACGACGAUCACGCGAUUGGAUUGCGGUUGUAUCCAGGAGACGACGAGGCCAAUUUUCACGACAACUAAGGGCCGUGUCCAAAGGAGGAAUUGCACCCUGUCCCAGGAGGAGAAGCUUCUCAAACUGAUCUCGUUGAAUCCGCAGGAGCAUCUGUUCCCCUCGUUGGAACAAUCGAAGGACAGAUAUCACGCGAAAUCGAAGAAACGUUUGAAUCCGCGGUCGCAUCCGAAAAUUCCUCCCGCCGGUGAUCAAGAAUUCGAGGCAGAGAACGAGAAAAAGGCCGAGGAGCCGGAAUCGGAAAUUGUCGAGCACGUACCAAGAAUAUCGUCCCCCCAACGAAAAUUCAGCGACACUUCGGCCACUUCUUAUUGAAAACGAAAAUUUCUUUCUUUUUUUUUUUUUUUUUUUUUUUUUAAAAUCACACAAAGUGCUACAAAUGUAUAUAUACAUAUAUAUGUGUAUAAUCCGUAAUGUACUCCAAACGGAAUGAAAUUAUCCAAGAGUUAUCAAUAAACGAAUUGAAGAGAA